Messenger RNA from Daldinia decipiens, 1473 nucleotides. RefSeq lists its product as uncharacterized. The transcript has 2 exons. The record is from RefSeq and is a predicted model, not a curated record. NCBI's taxonomy places the organism in Eukaryota, Fungi, Ascomycota, Sordariomycetes, Xylariales, Hypoxylaceae. The coding region runs from base 509 to 1261 and encodes 250 amino acids.
AUUUCAAGUAAACUUGGGCCAAAGGUUGUUUGUUAUUUCUACCUACAUAGGAGGUAGUCAUCACUAAGAUGUACUGAUAGAUGAAUUUCGUGAGCCACAAAGUAAAUAUUACACAAAUUGAUGUCGUUUAUAGUGCCAGAUACACUAUAACAAAUCCAAGAUUUGAAUCAUCGUAGUUUAUAAGUUUCAAUUUCAACAUGAUCAAAUUGGUGAGUUGUUUAUUGUCCCCUCGUUCUCCAUUGUAUUGCGGAUAUCAGGUACAUUACUUGAGUCUUCAUGAUGUCAUAUUUUCUUAUUACAUACCUACAUAAGCCACCCAACAUAAGGGCAGUGCUUAAUACCCCACGUCUAAAUUCCGCUGAAGCCGACAUCGAGCCGCAUGAUUUCUUGCCUCAAACGUCCACUAGAAUCGCUUGUGACGCAAGAGGCGUGCGUGCCCAUAACAGCGUUGGUAGUCUAAUGCAACUUACUGUACCUAACGCUAGCCAGGAACGAAGCAGCCUGCAUAAUGGCAACUCUAUCACUAGACGAAGAAGAUCCCCCGCCCUACAUCCCAGAGAAUCGGAAUGACGGAGACGAUGUACUUCAGCCUUCCAUCUUCGUACUUGACGGCCAUUACAUCCGAGCCCAGACCGCCGACGGUGCUCCGUUAUAUGAGCUCUCUCGUGAUGUCAGGAGAUCUCCAACAAGCGAGGCCCAGCUUGCCCAAGUCACACUCGAACGUCUAAUUCGCAAUGUAAGGAUAAGCGCAAACGGUACGCCUCGGGUUAUACACCGCACCCGCCAUAUAUUCGAGCUCAAGCAUCUACCUCCCGUGAUAUCUACCGGAUUCCCUUACGUCUUAGAUGCCAUAUCGCGACAUGCCGUCGGAAACCUCGCGCUUAAACCCGCAUCCUUCCCUCGAUCGGGAUGUAAGGUGGUAAAGAUCAAACCCGAGAAGGAGAGCGGGUUCCCUAAAGGAUACCGAGCUAGAAAGGAGUCGUUGAAGGGAGACGAAGUGAUAUUCGAGAUACUCAAGAAGCGCGAUCAUUAUGAGUGGAUGCAUCCUAUUGACGGGAGUCGUAUCGCGGUAGACGAUGAGAUGGAGAAUCAGCAUAGACUGAUAGUUACGGCCCCUAUAACGCGGAAGAUGAUGGAUGCCAUGGUAGCUAGUUGGACCUUACGAAUUUGGCGUGACGGUAUGAAGUCCCACGGUGAGCCGCGGAAAGCACUCAAGACAGAAGUAAGGAGCGUACGAGAAGUUCUUCCAAGGUGGUGGUAACUAGAACAACGAGUGUUAAGGGCAUGUCUCAGACACUUACACGAUUCACAGGUAGGUAACAAGGGAGGGGAGUAAAUAUGACGCCCACACAGUCUUGAAGACGAAGCAGAGACGGUUUCUCAGCCAUACAUCCCGAAAUUUGAAAAGCCCCGGACCGGAUAGAGGAUCUCAGUCUCAGGGACUUUAUUUGACCACGGAUCUACGGAUAUAUG